This is a messenger RNA of Penicillium egyptiacum, 459 nucleotides long. The record is from the annotation of a GenBank genome assembly. NCBI's taxonomy places the organism in Eukaryota, Fungi, Ascomycota, Eurotiomycetes, Eurotiales, Aspergillaceae.
AUGGUGGGACGUCACAUAUAUCUAUUUCUCCCUUCGGAUGCCGAACUUGAGGACUUCGAGAAGAAGAUCAAGUAUCGUUUCAGCAAUCGCGCUCUGAUACGGGAGGCACUCCAAGCCUCUAGCGCUGUCAAUGAAGAUGGCAAUAAGACUCUUGCCUUGAUCGGGGACAAACUCCUCGACGUCGUCAUUGUGACCUCUGGCCGCUCGAAGAACAAGAUACGCGGCGAUAUUUCAAACAUGAUCCAGCAGAAGGCUGGGAAUGACUAUCUCUGCAAGCAGGGAUUCGCUCUCGGCAUUGACAAGUUCAUUGUCAAAAACCCUUCCCAGUCUGACGUCGGGAAGAAGGUUAUGGCCGCGACAAUGGAGGCGAUCGUCGGGGCAGUGUUCCUCGACUGCAAUAAGCAGAUCGCACCAUGUGCCGAUGUCAUGACCGCGUUGGGUCUUUCUUGGCCUGAGUGA